Aspergillus novofumigatus IBT 16806 is the source of this 507-nucleotide messenger RNA. RefSeq lists its product as uncharacterized. The record is from RefSeq and is a predicted model, not a curated record. NCBI's taxonomy places the organism in Eukaryota, Fungi, Ascomycota, Eurotiomycetes, Eurotiales, Aspergillaceae. The transcript has 2 exons. The coding region runs from base 1 to 507 and encodes 168 amino acids.
AUGGCCAUGAAUGGAGGUACAGAGGAAGUCUGGAGCCUCUGGGAUGCUCCGUCACCAGAGGAAGAUGAGGAUGAAAUCAUGAUGGCCAAGAAUUUCCUUGCAGACCGUUCCAAGGCAAAGCAGAUUGCCGAAGAUACGGAAGCACUUGGCGGUUCUGUUGAAUUUACACAACAACAGAAAGACGUCGAUGCCACGUCUGCAAGUGGCUCUGAGAGUAGCACCCGAAGCCUCAUGUUCGCCCCUCGGAGGGGGAGUCCUCUUAUUGAAAGGUUUUGCGGUUACUACCCACUUCCUUCGGCUUCCGUUAUGAAUGUAGAGGAAGUUGUCCUUGGAGAGUCAAACGCCGCAGCCGAUAUUGGCAAGCGUCCGGCGGCGUGGGGCAUCUUGUUUUCGCAGAAUGAAAUGGAUCAUAAGCGGAUCAAACCGGAGCAAGAUACAGUGGUAGCGAAAAGGACGGGAAAUUUUGUAGUUGCUGGCAAGGAUCUGUUUUAUACUAGCGGUGACUGA